AUGAAAGGCCAAUCAAAUCCAACAGUAACACCUCUGCUUCGUAUUGAUUACAUGAUAGAACGAGCGCGAGAAGCCAGUAGUAGCUUGAAUCAACGAAUGUUGUAUUUACAAGAUGCUCGACUUCAUCUGGAUCGUUAUAUUGUAGUUCACAAGAGAACAAGCCAAAAUGAGUAUGACAUCAGUCUAAUAGAAGCCAAAUUGAGCAAGGCCAUAGAGGAGGCUCAAACCGGUAAAUUUAACUAA
Bursaphelenchus okinawaensis is the source of this 243-nucleotide messenger RNA. The record is from the annotation of a GenBank genome assembly. NCBI's taxonomy places the organism in Eukaryota, Metazoa, Nematoda, Chromadorea, Rhabditida, Aphelenchoididae.